AUGUCCACGAUAUAUUCGUUCAAUCACCUUAUAGCUGAACGCACUCGCGAUUACCCAAACCUUGAGAUCUUAGGCAUACCAGACAAGAACCUCAAUGCAGUCAGCAACAUCAGUUAUGUAGUCACCGAGAUGGCACUUUAUCGAAUGGGCUACUGCGUGCUUUUCUUAUCGCCGAAUAACUCUCCUUCCGCAAUUGCUCACCUGUUGACUGUGACAAAUGCAACCCACGUGAUAGUGCAAGAUGCGCUAUUACCUUCCGCGGCAGCAGCUCUUACACAUCUCAGUAACCCCAGUUCUGUGACGAUCAUCAACCAGCCUUCAUCUGACGUCUUCGGCUCAGCCGCUCGUUCUUUGCAUCCAGAGAAGACGCGAUGGGACCCUGCAUUAAAGUGGGAGGAUGAAUAUCUUCUUCCAGUCACGGUCAUCCACUCGAGCGGGUCCACUGGUUUCCCAAAGCCGAUUACUGCAACCAACAAAGCGGCCGUCGGCAACUCCCUCAUGAAUUUUGGUCUUGCAAGUUUAACGACUUUGCCAUUAUAUCAUGCGCACGGCCACGCCAAUCUUUAUCGUGCAAUCUGUGCUACAAAACCACUGUACCUCUUCCCAACUGGAUCAAUGCCAUUGACGUCUACCAACGUUAUCAAGCUUCUCAAGCAAGCUCCGGACGUGGAGGCACUAUUUGGCGUUCCUCUAGCAUUGAAACUCCUCGCUGAGACCACUGAAGGUCUACAAGUCCUCAAGAGCCUUAAGCUUGUCAUGUUCGGCGGUAGUCCAUGUCCCGACGAGCUCGGCGACUUCCUUGCCAUUAUGGUUCUAGUUGAGAGAAACUUGACAUUCGGCAUACCUCUUUUCAAUGCAGCUGAAACGGGUCAGCUCAUGACGUCUUUCCGGGACUUCGAGACCGAUAAGGGCUGGAAUUGGACGCGCGCUAAGGGACCACAUGUUAUGAGCAACCGACCCGAUGGGUCGUACGCAACGAAAGAUCUAUUUAUCAAGCAUCCCACCAUCCCAGAUGCAUACAAGUUCAUGGGGCGAAUCGAUGACACCCUGGUCAUGGUGUUAACUGGCGAGAAGACGAAUCCUGUCCCGAUGGAGCUCACACUUCGUUCAUCUCCCUAUAUUGCGGAUGCCAUCAUCUUCGGUGCCGGCCGCAUUCAAAUUGGAGCUUUGAUUCUUCCAACCGAAAUUGCAAAAGACUGCUCUGCUUCAGAGCUCGCCUAA
This is a messenger RNA of Suillus discolor, 1221 nucleotides long. RefSeq lists its product as uncharacterized. Gene Ontology annotation, biological process: fatty acid metabolic process. Gene Ontology annotation, molecular function: medium-chain fatty acid-CoA ligase activity. The transcript has 8 exons. The coding region runs from base 1 to 1221 and encodes 406 amino acids. NCBI's taxonomy places the organism in Eukaryota, Fungi, Basidiomycota, Agaricomycetes, Boletales, Suillaceae. The record is from RefSeq and is a predicted model, not a curated record.